This is a messenger RNA of Salvelinus sp. IW2-2015, 582 nucleotides long. RefSeq names its product kelch domain-containing protein 8B. Lineage: Eukaryota; Metazoa; Chordata; Actinopteri; Salmoniformes; Salmonidae. Gene Ontology annotation, cellular component: cellularization cleavage furrow; intercellular bridge; midbody. Gene Ontology annotation, molecular function: protein binding. The record is from RefSeq and is a predicted model, not a curated record. Gene Ontology annotation, biological process: mitotic nuclear division; mitotic cytokinetic process; nuclear chromosome segregation.
AAGGUGUAUGCGCUGGGAGGGAUGGCAGCUGACACUACGCCCCAGGCGCUAGUGAGGGUCUACGAGCCGGAGAAGGACCAAUGGCAGGCCUUGACCUCCAUGCCCACGCCUCGCUACGGAGCCACCUCCUUCCUGAGAGGCAACAAGAUUUACGUGCUGGGUGGGCGUCAGGGAAAGCUUCCUGUCACAGCCUUCGAGGCCUUUGACCUGGAAAUGAAGAGUUGGACGCAUUACCCCUGUAUCCCCAGCCGCCGAGCCUUUGCCUGCUGUGCUGCCACCGAGCGGGGCUUCUUCAGUCUAGGAGGGCUCCAGCAGCCCUGCCCCCAUAACUUCUACUCCAGACCUCACUUCGUCAGCACGGUGGAGGAGUACAACCCAGAACAGGGAAACCAGCCGUCACCCCUGUCGUCAGUGGAGAGCUACAACCUUGUGAAGCGACGUUGGGAGUAUGCUGCCCCGAUGCCCAGCCCCCGCUGCUGCUGUGCCCCCCUGCAGACCCCCAACAUGCUGUUCCUCAUCGGGGGUGUGGCCCAGGGGCCCAGCAACGCCGUGGAGGCCCUCUGCCUCAGAGAGACUGUGUGA